UUCCUAUAAAUAAGCGGACAGCAAGUGGUCUCACAUUUAUUUUGAGAGCCGUUAAUUCCGCGAAUAUACAAUAUUCAAAAGCACUUACCAGGAUUUCAAUCGAGAUUAACCCUGCAAACAUGAGUUCAUCCAUACGUGAGAAUGGUAAUAGCAGUAAGCCAGUGAAGAAGAACGCAGUCCUGGUGGAUGGAGUGUAUCUGAAUGGCCCCAUCAUGAAUUCCAAGGCUGGAGAGCGCUUUGUGGAGGAGGCCUUCCCUAUCAUCAUGGAGGAGGCUAUAAGGAAGGCCACGGACGUAAAUGAGAAGGUGUGUGAGUGGCAGCCCCCCGAGGAACUGAAGCAGCUCCUGGAUCUGGACCUGAGGGAAGGUGGUGAAGCUCCCCAGCAAAUCCUGAAACGCUGCAAGGAUGUCAUCAAAUACAGUGUCAAAACAGGUCAUCCCAGAUUUUUUAACCAGCUGUAUGCUGGCAUGGAUCACUACUCACUGGUCGCACGCUUUAUCACAGAAGCUAUCAACCCCAGUGUGUAUACAUUUGAGGUGUCCCCAACCUUUGUGAUGAUUGAGGAAGUUAUUUUGAAGAAGAUGAUUGAAUACGUAGGCUGGAAAGAAGGAGGUGAUGGUAUCUUCAGUCCAGGAGGCUCUGUUUCCAAUAUGUAUGCUGUGAAUCUGGCCAGAUACAAGCACUGCCCCAGUAUAAAAGACGAGGGCCUUUCUGGUAUGCCAAGGCUGGUUAUGUUCACUUCAGAAGAGUGCCACUAUUCAAUAGGCAAAGCUGCUGCCUUCCUCGGUAUUGGCACAAAGAACGUAUAUGUCGUCCCAGCUGACGAAAGAGGUAAGAUGAUUCCAGAGGAGCUGGAGAAACAAGUCCAGCGAGCUGUGAAGGAGGGGGCUGUUCCAUUCAUUGUCUGUGCCACUGCUGGCACCACAGUACUGGGAGCCUUCGACCCCCUUGAGAAGAUUGCAGACAUCUGCCAAAAGCAUGGACUCUGGUUCCAUGUUGAUGCAUCGUGGGGUGGGGGAGCUCUGAUGUCAAACAAACACUGCCAUCUUCUGAAUGGCAUUCAAAGAGCUGACUCAGUAGCCUGGAACCCACACAAGAUGCUCAUGGCUGGUCUCCAGUGCUGUGCGUUCUUGGUGAAAGACAAGACAGGCCUCUUUGAGAAGUGUCACUCUUCCCAGGCCUCCUACCUCUUCCAGCAGGACAAGUUCUAUGAUGUCAGCUAUGACACAGGAGACAAGUCAAUACAAUGCAGCCGGCGGGCAGAUGCCUUCAAGUUCUGGCUCAUGUGGAAGGCUGUAGGAACCCGGGGUCUGGAAGACAGGGUCAACAGGGCUCUUGCAUUAGCCAGGUAUUUAGCAGAAGAAAUCAAGAAAAAAGAAGGGUUUCGUCUGAUUUUGGAGCCAGAGUAUGCAAACGUGUGCUUUUGGUACAUCCCACCCAGCCUGAGGAACAUGCCAGAUGGCCCAGAGUUCUGGAAGAAACUUCACCAGGUGGCUCCAGUGAUCAAGGAGAGGAUGAUGAAAAAGGGAUCAGUGAUGGUGGGCUACCAGCCUCACAGGGACAAAGUGAACUUUUUCCGACAAAUUAUCAUCAGCCCGCAGGUGAGCCGGGAGGACAUGGACUUCGUGCUGCAAGAGAUUGAGGCCCUGGGCAAGGACUUGUAAUGGCUUGGAGCCCAGCUCCAGGAACAUCGUGUUCAGCCUGUUUACACCAGCAGCCAUCAAGGACAAGCCUUACCUUGAGGCCCACACUUGAGAAUUGAAAAAUCCAAACAACAGUAGCAAUACAUACAAGAGUGAAAGGGAGAUUUGGUGGGGGGGGGGACGGGGGACUGUCCGGUUAGUCAGUACUGUGCACAGUUAGAGGUGUGCAGAUCUAAAUGAGUCAACGUUAUAAUUAGUUAACAUUUUAUUAAAUAUUGGUAUAUAUUACUUAAUUUUAAUUAUAGAAUUAGCUUGUUUGGACCAAGAACAAUCCUACUAAUGCAAAUAUUGACUAAAGCAAAACAUGCAUUUGUCUUCCAAAGCCAUAUCUAACUGUUACAUUUUACUUGUAUAUGUUACAGUUACAAUAUACAAAGAUGUUACAGGCUUUAGGCUGUUAAUAUGAUUUGCUCUGGUGGUAUAACCCUUGCAUUACCUGCUUAAUAUUUCUAACUGCUAAUUGAUCAUUGUCCUUGUAAUGUAACACACACACACACACACUUCUUAUAACAAUAACAAUAUCAUAAUACAGAUUUUAAUGUUUUAUAUUGUGUAUUGUAAAUUAACAUAGUGCAGUGGAGUUCCUGUUUUUUGUUUAGAGUAGGAUAACAAGGUUUCUUAUCAUUGAAAUGAUUUAAUCAAUUCCUGCUGGACUUUUUAAUGUUCAGAUUCAGCCUUCUAUCCCCAUUAGUUUCACACCACAUGAGGCUGUCUAUUCAGUAACAUUUAACUUAGGAUUUAGUUGUGUGCAUCUAUGUGUGCAUCUAAUGAAAUGUUACAGGACUAAAUCAGGAAAAUAUAGAGGAACAUAGGGGUAAAUAAGAUGAAAAGUAGUUUACAGAAUAUUUUUUGCUGUUUUAGAUUGUAUCAUUUUUAUUUAAAAUUUUGUGUGGUUUUCUGUAAAUUAUUAUAUGUAUACUGCUGAGCUACUUAAAUUCUAGCCAGGUAUGUUUUAAAGAAAUAUGGCAUUCCUUUCUUGUUGAUCUUAGCUGUGUGUAAUAAUCUCUACCAGCCAAGAUCACAGCUACGAUCUGGAAAAAACUAUCUGAAUUAAGUAAGAUUACUUUUUUUUUACAUCUUGUUCAUAGAAAGAGUUAAUAAAUAAUAUAUCAUUUCAUAGAAUGGAGAAUUAAAUGUAUUUAUUCAAAUAAUGCUUUAUAAAACAUCAAUGAAUUCUGAUGUUUAGCUUAUGAUGAAUUGACAGAUUGUUGUUCAAAAUAAAACCUGCUUCCUUAA
Molecule: messenger RNA, 2939 nt
Organism: Polyodon spathula (Mississippi paddlefish)
Lineage: Eukaryota; Metazoa; Chordata; Actinopteri; Acipenseriformes; Polyodontidae
Product: acidic amino acid decarboxylase GADL1-like
Exons: 15
Coding region: 120-1664 (514 amino acids)
Biological process (GO): carboxylic acid metabolic process
Cellular component (GO): cytoplasm
Molecular function (GO): carboxy-lyase activity; pyridoxal phosphate binding
Source: RefSeq, a predicted model, not a curated record